AUGAGUCUGACGGAGAAAGAACCUAUAAUAAAAGUAGCUGUUGGAGCACCACAUCCAGUUGACCAUAAGAAACAGCCAGCUCAUGUCCCAGUUGCGAAGAACAAUGCUCAAAAAGUAUCCACGUUGGGUGGAUUCAUUGCUGGUGGUGUUGCAGCUUGUAUGGCUGUCACAUUUACCAACCCUAUUGAAUUGAUCAAGACCAGAAUGCAAUUACAAGGUGAGUUGGCAAAAACAUCGAAAGACGCUGUUAUGUUAUACAAAAAUCCAAUUCAAGCGUUUGGAGUUAUUUACAAGAAUGAAGGUAUAAGAGGAUUGCAACAAGGAUUGGUCAGUGGAUACUACUAUCAAAUUGGUUUGAAUGGUUGCAGACUUGGAUUUUAUGAACCAAGUAGAUAUUACAUUACAAAAGUUGUUGCACCAUCGACCAUCUCCGAUGACGGACAUAUCACUAAACCAAAUCUAAUGGUAAAUGUUGCUGCUGGGUUUGUCAGUGGUGCUGCUGGUGCAGUGUUAGCUUCUCCAUUAUUCUUGAUCAAGACCAGAAUGCAAUCAUACAGUAAAUCACACACAGGAGGUGCUGCUGUUGGAGAACAAACUUACUACAAGAAUACAUGGGAUGGUAUUUCCAAGAUCUUCCACAGCGAAGGUUUUAAAGGUCUAUAUCGAGGUGUUGAUGCUGCCAUUCUUAGAACAGGUGCUGGAUCAGCUGCUCAGUUGCCGACUUAUUACUUGACCAAGUCAUUCUUGUUGAAACACAAUUUGGCUAAAGAAAACACUUUCACUUUGAAUUUUAUUUCUUCAAUCAUGGCUGGUUUAGGUGUGGCAAUUGUAAUGAACCCUUGGGAUGUUGUUUUGACCAGAAUGUACAAUCAAAAAGGUGAUUUGUAUAAUGGGCCACUUGAUUGUUUCAAGAAAACUAUUUCCACAGAAGGACCAAUGGCAUUAUAUAAAGGUUUCUGGGCACAAUUAUUUAGAAUUGGUCCACACACAAUUUUGACAUUAUUGUUCAUGGAACAGUGUUUGAAAGGAAUGGUGAAAAUAGAAAAGAAAUUGGGAUAUUUAAAAUAA
This is a messenger RNA of Candida tropicalis MYA-3404, 1068 nucleotides long. RefSeq names its product Oac1p (gene OAC1). The record is from RefSeq and is a predicted model, not a curated record. The transcript has a single exon. Bases 1 to 1068 code for a protein of 355 amino acids. Lineage: Eukaryota; Fungi; Ascomycota; Pichiomycetes; Serinales; Debaryomycetaceae. Gene Ontology annotation, biological process: transmembrane transport.